This is a messenger RNA of Protopolystoma xenopodis, 624 nucleotides long. NCBI's taxonomy places the organism in Eukaryota, Metazoa, Platyhelminthes, Monogenea, Polystomatidea, Polystomatidae. The record is from the annotation of a GenBank genome assembly.
UUCAAGGGCGAAAAUUGCCAGCUGCAAACCAAUGAAUGCAGUCCAUCACCUUGCAUGAACAGUGGCUCGUGUGAAGAUUUGCCCGAUGGGUUUGUCUGUCAUUGUCGGAGAGGAUGGACAGGCACUCGUUGUCUGACCCGCGCACUCGCCUGCCAUUCGGAACCUUGUCUUAAUGGCGCCAAAUGUGAAGAUCUCAUGGAUUCGGAUGAAAACCAACUUGUUGGGGAUCCAUCUGAGCACGCAACUACCGAGCCGAAUAUAAGACGACCAGACUUGCGAGCCACUUACGUUGGGAAGGCGAGAAGAAUUACUGCUCUGGGCUUCUAUCGUUGCCAUUGUCUGCCUGGUAAGAUUUCUAAGGCACAAGAUCACUCAUCACAAUUGGCACUGACCUUUCUAAAGCAACUUCUACCAACAGGGCAAAAUUCGGAUCCACAAAACAAAACAAAACAAUGUCUACAACAUAAGUGUGUAGAAAAUCUGGGUUUCAAAGAAUCCCUUCAUAGAUUGAGGUUGGAGUCCUUUUCAUUUCGUUUGAAGAGGCGAGUGGAAGGGCUUCGUAAGUUGGUUUCAUCGGAAGUUGUGGGGGAUCGUCUUGGAGCUUUGAUUGUAGAUUUGUGCUGA